AAAAGUAAAAUUUAAAAUAAAAAGAGGUUUGAAGAAGUUAUACAUGAUGAGUCUUCUUCACAUUUUUUUGGCUUUGCUCAUCAUGGCUUCAAUGUCAAAAGCUGAAUUAAUCAAUGUGGACAACCCCCUGUUGGUCCAACAACUUGUCCUGUGCCUAAAAAUAAAUGUGGAGAGGCAUGCAUUAAGAGAUGCUCAGCUACAUCUCACAAAAAACCUUGCUUGUUUUAUUGCAACCAUUGUUGUGAAUGGUGUCAGUGUGUUCCACCAGGAACCGUUGGGAAUAAAGAGUGUUGUUCAUGCUACAAUAAUUGGAAGACAAAGAGAGGAGGACCAAAAUGUCCAUGAAAUUAAAUUAGUUAUGAAAAAAAUGAUUUGUAUUGGAUCAAUUUUAUAUUUAUUUUCUUUGUUUGAUCUUCUUGAGAUGGGAUUUCUCAUAUGUUGUAAAAUCAAGAAUUAUUACUUCUUGAUUCUGUUUUCUGUUUGGUAAUUAUCUAUACUGCAAAUUUUUAUGAACCAAAAAGAAACUGAAUUUCCUUUA
Lycium barbarum (goji berry) is the source of this 538-nucleotide messenger RNA. RefSeq lists its product as uncharacterized. The transcript has 2 exons. NCBI's taxonomy places the organism in Eukaryota, Viridiplantae, Streptophyta, Magnoliopsida, Solanales, Solanaceae. Bases 44 to 487 code for a protein of 147 amino acids. The record is from RefSeq and is a predicted model, not a curated record.